AAUGAGAGUAAAGGGGCCGGACAAUCAGUGGGCUAUUUGACGGUUUCGACAACAGCCACUGGUUUCUCUCUUCGAUUCAGGUGUUCAUAUUCUCGCACUGAUGUGGAGGAGGAAGCUUUAAAAGUAAAGACUCACGUUUUCCACCUCCACUGGGUUUGGGACCUCAGCUUCGGUCUUCAGUUACAAUCCGAACCUUGCGCCAACAAGUAUUCAUCUGGCAAUAUUCUUUUUUCUCUGUUUUUUUCGCUCUCCUUUAAAAAAGAGAUAUUGUCUCAUGACACUUUGUGCACAGCUCUCAAUGAUAGUGAAAUUGAUAGUAUCGAAUAUUUUAGAUAACGUGAGACUCUCGAUUAAUAGUUAGAAAAAAAGUGUCACCGCGAACACGUGUGUUUCUUUUCAAAAUUUUUUUUUUUUAGUAAUUCUUUUUAAUUUUUGUGAAUUACUUCGUUAAAAGUUUCCAUCAUUGGACAAAUGCGACACGCAGCAUCUGAAAUCAAGGUAGAAACAAUGAAGGAGACACUCGCUAAACAGGAUAUAAAACUGGAGUGGGAGGAUCGUCGUUUAUCCGGAAAUAGUUCUUCGCCGCCAAUAACGAGAAUGAACGAAGAUCAAACAACCGGAAGUCCACAGAGUGUCAUCACAACUCGACGUUAUACACGAACAAUAACAGCGACAGGUCACAUCACUGAGACACUGGCCCCAAAUCAUGGACCCGAUUCACCGGAAUCAAAUUCCAACAAUAAUGUUGUACAACAAGUACAACAUCAACAAAUUCACGUCAAAGAUGAAAAUUCAGAUCGUCAACGAUACCAUCAUCAAGAGGAAAUACAACAACAUCGUCCCGAACAUGUUCCGAUUUCGCCCCAUGGAAGUCCCAAUCAUCAACAACAAGUCGCAGAUCAACAUCAGCAACCUCCUGUUAUCUUUACAAUCAGUAAUGGUCCCGAGUUACAAGUCGAACCUGCCGAGAACACCGAGACACGAAAAGAACCACCCAGAUACGAAACGACAAUUCCGGAGAGAAAUGAAAGUGAACGGAUAUAUUUAUUCCCGAAAGAAUCGGAAGUGCGACGUGAAAGUGGUCAUGUGAUUGCCCUACAAGUACAGGAGCAUCGCAAUAGACAUCAUCAUCAACAGCACGCACAUCAUCGAAUCAGUCCUGCGCAUCAUAAUAGCGAGAGUGGACGUUAUCAAAAUUCACCCAUCAAUCCACCAAAUGAUGAUUAUGAAUCGUCAGUAAUGGUGACACAAUCGGGACCUGGGGGACAUUUAACAGCAUCCGUUACGUACUCACCGCCAAUUGAACUACGAACUAGUCAGCAUCAGCAAUUAAUUGGUACCUAUAGCGAAACUGGUGCUAAUGGUACCGUUAAGUACAAUGGCGAAACGACUGUUCCAGCUGAUAGUAUCAAAGUUUCGAGUACUUAUACAACACUAGAAACUGCCGCCAUUCCAGCAUCGCAAUCCGUUGCCUACAAUCAGUACCUCGUCACUGCCGAUGCGUUUCAACAACCUUCGAGUUAUGGGUACACGAAACCUGCUGAGUUGUACUUUUUGCCCACCGCUAAUCCGCCUGGUGUUCGAGUUUCUGAGGUGGAGCCUCCAGCCUACAUAAAAAGUGACCCGACACUAACCUCAUCCUCACUACUGGGCACAAGAACAGUUUCCCUUCAGUACCAACAACCGGGUUCUCCAAAUUCCCAAAUGGACCUCUACAGUACAGGCGCUACUGUCACGUAUCAAUAUCCAAAAUCAGUGAACGAACACUAUUGGACGUCGGAUGGACAUUCGUCACCGCCUGGUAUGGAAUGUGGACAGGGUUAUCCCGGUGUGACAAUAUCGCCAAGUGAUGCUGCAUCAGUGACGACAGGAGCUUAUUCCGGUGGUUCGUACAUUACAUCGGGACUCAAUGGUCCCACAUCACCAUGGGGUCUACCACUUCCAAGUCCAAUUGAUCCAUCAUUCGACGAAUCGAACAUGGGCACUGAACUCAAGGAGUGCGUCAAUUGUGGCGUCAUGGGUACACCAUUGUGGCGACGAGAUGGCACCGGAAAUUAUCUCUGCAAUGCCUGUGGACUCUACAAUAAAACUAAUGGUGUCAAUAGGCCGCCAAUUCGAUGCGCAAAACCCAAACAGAACGUCGCACCGGGUGGUGGAAGAAGGCCGGGCGUGAGGUGUGCAAAUUGUGGAACAAACAAUACAACACUUUGGCGACGAAAUAAUAAUGGAGAACCAGUUUGCAAUGCCUGUGGACUUUAUUACAAAUUACAUAAUGUGAAUAGACCAAUGAGUAUGAAGAAAGAUGGCAUACAGACGAGGAAAAGGAAACCAAAGAAUCACGCGAAUAUGAAUUCAGGCCUAAGUGGACCGAGUGGUGUUCAGAAGACCGAGAUUAAGUCCAGCUUACUCGGUGGAUAUUUUUUUCAAAAAUUUCCAGUGGACUCGAAGUUGCAGUUGAAUUUAUUUGCAAAUGGGGGUAAGGGUGGAGGGGAUUUGGAUCAUUAUCCAUCUGUGAGUACACUGACGACUUCACAUUUAGGAAAUGCUCAUUCACCCCUUGCACUUCCUUCCGCCGCUGUCUUAAAUCGUCAAACAACCCUCACCGUUCCACCUCUAGAGCCAAUGUCUAGAACAAGUACCGACCUCACUUCGGUGAUCACCUCAACAACUGCAGCUCUGCAUACCGACAGGCCAUAAAAAAAUAAGAGGCAGCUAGAAUUCUAUUUUAUCAAUUAAAUUCUUCUUUAUCCGAUUUCAAAACGUCUCUCGCGAUUUCUUCUCUAAUAUUUAAAAUAUAGAUCUCUUCGAUUUAUUGAAUAAUUUAAUUAUUGAUCAAUUAAAUUAU
This is a messenger RNA of Leptopilina heterotoma, 2845 nucleotides long. RefSeq names its product siderophore biosynthesis regulatory protein URBS1-like. Gene Ontology annotation, biological process: cell fate commitment; negative regulation of transcription by RNA polymerase II; positive regulation of transcription by RNA polymerase II. The transcript is spliced from 8 exons. Bases 472 to 2697 code for a protein of 741 amino acids. The record is from RefSeq and is a predicted model, not a curated record. NCBI's taxonomy places the organism in Eukaryota, Metazoa, Arthropoda, Insecta, Hymenoptera, Figitidae. Gene Ontology annotation, molecular function: RNA polymerase II cis-regulatory region sequence-specific DNA binding; DNA-binding transcription factor activity, RNA polymerase II-specific; zinc ion binding.